CAAUAUCUUGCAGAAAUCUACUACCGCGCGAAACCUAAACGUGGAGUGAUCAACCAACAGACACCCCGCUCCGGUGCGCAUCCCCCGCGACGCUAAAACUAGUGUUUUGUUUUGUUUGGUUGGUCAAGGAACGGUUUCCGGGCAGUUGUGAAACGUACGUCGUCUUGUUUGGAAAGUGAUGUGAUGUGUGUGGGAUAAGUCGUCUAUAUAGUCUCUGUGGGAAAGUAAUUAGAUUUUUAUUCUGUGCCUGUGCUGCAGGCGCCCGCCGUUUCCGAUUUAAUUGUUCUAGUGUUAUUUAUUUUUAAUUUAUACGUAAUCUAAAUUAACUUAUGGCAAGGAAGUAUAAGUAAUAAAGUCUAUUGAGUUGAGACGAACUCCCACAUUGGUUUUAAUUAAAUGCUAAUUAGAAAUGCGAAAGGUUAAAUAGCGUCUGUUUUACUGUUUAAAUAGGUUAGUCUAAAACCACAGAGCAUGUAAUUAUAUCUAAGACUGGCUAGGGCUGCAGUGCAGUCGUCGUAUGAAUUUAAUCUCUUGUAAUUGGAAAAUUGUUGAAUAGUAAUUACAAAUAAAUAAAACCGCUAAAAUGAGUGAUGAAAAAGUGAAGAUGCGAAAGCAGCUCGGGCUGCUGGAAGGUGUAGCUAUUAUUUUAGGAAUAAUAUUCGGUAGUGGUAUAUUUAUAUCGCCCAAGGAGGUUUUGGAAAAAACAGGGUCGGUAUGGGGUGCACUGUCUGUUUGGGCCGCUUGCGGAGGCCUAGCAACCCUUGGCGCCAUGUCCUACGCAGAGUUGGGUACCACAUUGGCACAGAGUGGUGGUGACUACCAUUACAUUAACGAGGCCUAUGGACCAUUACCUGCAUUCCUGUACUUAUGGGACGCUAACUUAGUAUUUGUGCCGAGUACAAACGCUAUAAUGUCACUGACCUUCGCCAACAACAUUCUGGACCCAAUAUUUCCCGACUGCCCCAUAGACCCCUUGUGUAGAAAACUUAUUGCAGCUGUCACUAUAUGUUUCCUCACGUUUAUAAACGCAUACGACGUCAGAUUUACGACCAGGAUCCAGAAUGUGUUCAUGUUCACCAAGAUUACGGCGCUCGUCAUCAUCAUUGUCGGCGGCAUCAUCUGGAUGGGCAAAGGUGGGACUGAACACUUCGAGGAUGGAUGGGCUGGCACGAAGUCAUCGGUCAGCGAUUGGUCCGUUGCAUUCUACUCCGGUAUCUUCUCAUACUCAGGCUGGAACUACCUAAACUUCAUGACAGAAGAACUGAAGGAUCCCUUCGUGAAUCUUCCGCGAGCGAUCUACGUGUCCCUGCCCAUGGUGACCGCGAUAUACCUGCUGGCUAAUGUCUCGUACCUGGCUGUUCUUGGGCCACUGGGAGUAUUGGCUACUGAGGCUAUAGCCGUGGACUUUGCAACGUCUUGCCUGGGUUUCCUACGAUGGGCGAUGCCUACUCUGGUCGCAAUCGCUAUUCUGGGCGGUCUGUCGGUGCACAUCAUGACAUCAUCACGCAUGUGUUUCGCCGGCGCCCGCAAUGGACACAUGCCCGAGUUACUAGCCCACAUCAAUGUGAAAUGCAUGUCACCGAUGCCUUCCCUUGUGUUUUUGAUGCUGAUCUCAAUUCUGAUGUUAAUCCCGGACAACUUGACGUCGCUAAUCACUUACUGCACGGUGGUGGAGUCCUUCUUCACCACGUUGAGCUGCAGUGCAGUGCUAUGGCUCCGGUACAAGAGGCCUGACCUGCCAAGACCUAUCAAGGUACAACUGUGGAUGCCGAUAGUAUUCGUGACUAUAAGCGCGGUGCUGCUGGUAGUGCCGGUGGUGAGCGAGCCGGUGGCCGUCAUUGCCGGCGCGCUGAUGACACUCGCCGGAGUCCCAGUGUACUACGGCCUCGUGCGCUCCAAACCAAAGUUCGUCGAGACUGCUUCUACCAAAUUCACUCACUGCUGUCAAAAGCUGUUCCUGUCUGCCGUCGAAGAAAAAGAAGAGUAGAUUCUACCUAAGAUAAGUACGUAACAUUAUGUACCCAGUAGUAUAGUGAUUAUAGUACUAUCAUCAUGUCAAUACCAUGUCAUAUUCGUAGCAAUAAUUAAGGUACUUAACAUGUACUUAUAAUGAAUGUCUAAAAGCGACUUUAUUGUUCAAUUAAUACGCUAUAAUAGGAAGAAAACUUUUUAAAAGGGUUCUGUCAAUACCUUUGUAGUUUUGUAUGGCGCAUUUCCCGCGUCUUGUAUUCGCAUUUUAAGUAUCCUUACUAAUAGGUAUUAAGGAGGACUAUACCUUAAUUCGAGUCGGAAAUAUUGAUUUUAUAUUAUGGCGAAAUGAUGUUAACGUCACACCAACUUAGUAUUACAAUAACGUGCUAUUAUGAUAUUCGAUAUAUCGAAAUCGAUUAUAAGUAAGCGUAGCUAUAAUUCUUUGAUAUAUUUGUAGUGCAUAAGAUAUAAAAAUCAAGUAUUUUGUGUAGUGCUCCUUUUGUAAUAUCGUUAUAUAUAGCUGUUGCCCGCGACUUCGUCCGCGUAGAAUAUUAUGCUUUCUGUUUUAUCCCGUGGGAGCAUUUAAUCGGUAUAAAAAGUAUCAUAUCACCUAAGUUAGCCCAUACCCUGCUUGUAUACCACAAUCCGUUCAUUAGUUUCAGCGAUUGAGAGACAAAUAUCCAAAUAAACAACUCACAUUUAUAAUAUUAGUGGGAUUUCGUAUAAAAGGUCCUCCAAGAUACACACCAUGUCGUAACUAUCGUAAAAUUAUUACACAAGGAACUUGAUAUGUGCAUUAUUGGCUUCUGUGACUUGAGUCACAGAAUACCUGUAACGAGUAACUAAUGACAGCUACCGUCGUGUGAGUGGUGUACGCUAAUGGUAGUUGGGCCGACUGUACAUAUAGUACUUGUCUCUGUUGAAUUAAUUGUAGGCAUACAGUGACUUUGGAAAUCAGUAUUCGAUAAUAAAAUUAUUCUGUAUCAUAGGUCUAAAUCUUCAAUUAAUCUAUUCGCUAAAAGCUCUCAUUUUUGACUGAUAUAAUAACAAAUUGUGAUAUCUAAAGUUAAUUAGAAUUUCUACCUACCAAAUUAUCGAUUAAAAUUUAAAGUCUUCAUACUAUGGUAUAAAAGUAAUUAUUUUUCUUCGUAAAAUAUAUAAAGUUCUCAUAAUUAUACCUUUAUGAGAUAAGAGACAAGUGAUGAAAAUCUCUACCGAUUUAUGAAACAGUAAUUUGUGUAAUGUACAGAACAAUAGGUAUUUCAGUAUAAUUAAGCGUAAUUAUAUUACCUACAGUAGCUAUUAAUCGUAGAGCAAUUACUUAAGAUGAAAUCUCUCUUAUACAUAGGCUCAUACAUUAAUGUUUAGUAUUGUACUGUAUAUGUUAAACUCGAGUAAAUUGUAAUCUUCCUAAUGGUGCGAUUAAAAUUUUUUAAGUUACGCAUCACUAAUACUAGUUAUUUGGGCACUGUCGACUUUAAAGUUAUCGAUACCAAUGUAACGACUCGGAUUAUGGUAUAGGCACCUUAAUUUAGUAUACCGCGCUUUAAUAUUUAGCUUUAUAUAAAGCAUACUUGAUUAGGUCUUCGUAGCGAUAAGUAUGUCAUAGUCAUUUACAUAUAACAAGAGGCUUAUAUUCAACGGUACGUCGUACUUACGUAUAUUGAACUGAAUGUAUUAAGAAAGUUCUGAAUUGAAUCUAUAUUUUCUAAUGUAAUAUUUUCGGGUGCCAUAAAAUAUGGUAACGUAGAAUUAAGUCAUAUGUAGUGCUCUAUCUUUGUAUAUGGGAAAUUUUUAACUUUAUUCAAUCUUCUAUAUCAUUAGGGGCGUAGCGGGGUGUUGAAGUCGCUUUGUGAUCUCUUGGUCUUUGAUAGAUUCAUUUAUUUGCCUGAAAUAUGGUGAUUUACAGAUUUUAUGACAUAACAUUAGUUCAUCAUAUCUCGCUUAUAAAUAUGGCAUGCAAAUACUUCAACAAAACUAAAUCACAAUUUUCAAAAAUGAUUCUAAGUUAGAACAAACAAUCUAAACACAACCCUUGCUAAUGAUUCCAAAUUUGGGGGAAAAUUUGGGGAUGACGUUCGGUAUUUGAAUUGAAGUUUCACUAGAGGUAUGGUGCUGAUCUAAUCGUGUAAAAAUAUCGAUUGAAUUACCUAACCGUAGAGCAAUUACUUUCAUUGUUAAAUAAAAUCACUGCUUGCCUCUUGCACCUACCAUUUACUCUUCUCUGCAUCACCCAAAGGUCA
Spodoptera litura is the source of this 4214-nucleotide messenger RNA. RefSeq names its product solute carrier family 7 member genderblind. Gene Ontology annotation, cellular component: membrane. Lineage: Eukaryota; Metazoa; Arthropoda; Insecta; Lepidoptera; Noctuidae. Gene Ontology annotation, molecular function: L-amino acid transmembrane transporter activity. Gene Ontology annotation, biological process: amino acid transmembrane transport. The record is from RefSeq and is a predicted model, not a curated record.